GUCAGCCGCUGAGGCCACGCCUUCAUUUCUGAGCCGCGAGAAGAAUUGUCUUCUCUCGCGAGAUUCCACUGAGGCUGAGGAGAAGCCUGUUUCAAACUGAGCGGCUAACGUGUGGGCGGUGGAGAGCGCGGUGGAGCGGCACACGGUCCAGCAAAAGGAAACUCGCAGUAAAAGGAGAUUGAAGGUUGCUGUAUGCUUUGCUGGAAGAAAACGCAACAUAAAGAAAUGUCCUAUACGUGUCCGCAAAACUGACAAGAAUAGGACGUUUACAUAGGCGGUGAGGCCCUUGCGGUUUCACAGAAUUGUGAAUUUCUCUGGUGGAUGACAUCGUUGAGCCUGCUGGUUACGCACAAUAUCACUGGAGUUUUGUUCAUGGAAUAAAUAAAUAAAUCCUGGGCUCACAAGACCUAAAAUAAAUUACUGCGCACUGCUCAGCCAAUCACUGAUGCAGCAGUGACCAUCCUUGCUCAGUGAUUGUCUCAGCAGUUACUUUGUGUGUUGAAGAGGCCAGUGGAGACCUGAGAAGCGACAGUAGAAGUGGUGGGCUGGGAUCUGACACAAUGGACGCUAUCUUAAAACUGCGGAGUCAGUUAAAAGAGGCGGAAGAGGAGAGGGACAGGGCCGCACAGUAUGGGCUUCAACUGUUGGAAAGUCAAAGCGACUUACAAAAUCAGUUGGAGGAGCAACGCAAUGAAAUGACUGGCACCAUUGAGAACUUGGAACAAGAAAAAUAUUCUCUCCAACGGGAAGUUGAACUUAAAAAUCGGAUGCUAGAAAGUUUAACGUCAGAAUGUGAAAAUAUAAAGCAGCAGCAGAAGGCUUGGCUUGAACAGUUACAGGAUCAACUAGAGUGGAAUCAUAAUCGUGAAAUGAGUGAACUGAAAGAUAAGAUAGAGAAGCUGAAAGCUGAAUUGGAUGAAGCAAGAUUAAGUGAGAAACAACUAAAGCACAAACUUGACCACCAGAUUGAGCUGCUUGCUAACAAAUCAGAGGAGCUUCGCAUUAUGUCUGAGCGUGCUCAUGAAACUAUGUCAUCAGAAAUGGUGACACUCCAGAAUGAAAUAAGUGAUCUGGAAAGUGCAAAGGCACAGUUAGAAGAAGAAAUGAAUGAAUUACAAUAUCGCCAGCAGCAACUUAUUCUGACUAAUGGAAAUCAAAGUCGACAUCUGGAACGUAUUCAGAUCGAAAAGGAAGAACGAGAAAAAGAGGCUGUUGGUUAUUUCAAUGCUUUGGAGAAGGCGCGUGAAGCAAACCAGGACUUGCAGAUUCAGCUUGACAGUGCAUUAGAGAAGGCCCAAGACCCCAACAGUAGAGGCAAUUCCUUGUUUGCAGAGGUGGAAGACCGUCGAGCUGAAAUGGAACGUCAACUGAUCGGUAUGAAAGUCCAGUAUCAAUCGCUUAAAAAGCAACAUGCUUUCUCCAGACAACAGAUGCACCGAAUGAAGGUGCAAAUAGCAACUCUGUUGCAGCUGAAAGGCUCCCAAACUGACCCUGAACAGCUGGAAAGGUUACAGUCAAUGGUUGCACAGAAGAACAGUGAAGUUGAGAAACUGCUACUAAGAGUUCGCCAAUUAGAAAAAUGUCAGAACUAUGAAAAUGGCCCAUCAAAGAUAAAUACUGACACUUUGGUACAAGGUGAUGAAGCCUAUUAUGUUGAUUUACUUAAAAUGAAAUUGGAGAAUUCAAGUAAGGAAAUGGAGAAGAUUAAAGAUGAAUUAUCUCUGCAAAGAAUGAAAGCUUUAGCAGAAAGCCAGCGGGUCUUGGAGCUGGAACGGAAGCUUUUUACCACGGACAGGCAUCUUAAACUUUUGCAGAGUGAAAACAUGAAACUUCGUGUCAGCCUGGAUGAACUCAAAAUGAAAUAUGAACCUGAUGAAAUGGUUAAAUUACAAACUCAGAGACGUACACGAGAACAACUUCCACUUGACUGUCCAGCUGACGAAGUAUCUGAGGAUAAAGAUCUGCCUGUUAGUAGCAUUGAUCCUGUUCCCAAAAAUAAUCUUGAAGGGAAAGAAAAUGUAGCCUUGUCAGAUAAUUUUUCUCCUGAAGAUGAACCUGCAUCUUCUGACGAACAAGAUGUUGCAAGUGUACCUGUGAGCCAAGAUAAACCAAGCAGUCACCAAACUGUGAAAGAGCGGAAGAGAGUAAGAAUAGCAGAAGAUUUUAAUGAUACCCACACAUUAACUAAAAAGGACUGCACCCUUUCAUCUACCUCCUCCAGGUCGUCUGCUGGAGAUUCAAGCUAUGAACCAACAAAAUCUGAUGACGAAAAAGACUUGCGAAAGUGUGAGAGAAAAUCAAGACAUAGAGCUCAACCUGUCCUGCAUGUGUCUUCAAAAUCUUCCGCCUCAGCAGCACAAUGUCCGCAGCAAUAAUAUAUUUUGCAUCAGCAAUCUCUCAACAACAAAUAGAUCCAAUAUUUUAUAAAGUGACUGAAUUAGGAUAAUGUAAGGGAGCUGUUUUUGCUGUUUUGGAUUUUCAUACAAAUCUUAUUUCCUGGGUUACAGUUUGCAGUAUGGUUGUAUUAGAUUGGAUAAUUUCACUGCCACACGAUUGUUUUAUUACAUAAUGCUUACAUGUGUAUAAAUUUCUAGCCUGCUUCUAAAACUAUUUUUUUCCACAUAUUUGUAGAUAAAUUUGUGUUUAUUUUAUAACAAAAAUAGCUGCAUGUCUCUAUAGUGUUUUAAAUUCAAGUAUUCUGUACUGGUAUAGAAACAAAAUACCAGAAUUACAUGCCGGGCAGAUCCCAUACAGCAGUGUCUUGUCCAGAUACCAAAAUGCUGAUACUCAUGCCUGAAACCUGAGCGUUGCCGCUGUCCUAUAUAUGCCGUAUCUGGAACUUGUUACUCUGAUCCUAUGCUGAAACAGAAUACUGGAUUCGCUGUGUAAGAGCCCUAUCUUGUAAUGAACUCAAGAUGCGUCCGGAUAGGUCAUCAAUAUCUGAUCGUGGGGGUCCGAUAUCCGGCACCACCGCGAUCAGCUGUUUGAAGAGGAGGCGGCGCUCCAUGUGAGCAGUGCUUUCUGUUCCAAGACGGAGUACUUACGCCAUUCAAGCCAAUGGGAGAUGACACGUAGUAUAAUGACCAGGACCGCCUCAUCAAAUAACUUAUCUGUGAUCCUGUGUCAGACCCCCCGCAGAUCAGAUAUUGAUGACCUAUAUUGACUAUAGGUCAUCAAUAUAAACUGCAGGAAAACCCCUUUAAUGCAUUUGAGGUACUGAAUUUAAUACAUGAAAAUUUGUAAAAUAUUAUGUCUGAAAUAUGCACACCUUUUUUAUUUUUUUUUAAGAUACUACUUCAGAAAUUUUAAAUAGUAAGUACAUAAAAAGAACUAUGAACCUCUCCUUCCUUGUUUCAUUGUUCUAGUUUUUCUUUUCUUUCAACUGUUCAUUAAAGAGAUCUUUGAGGUCAAAAGAUGCAACCGUAUUAAACAUACUGUUUGGUAGGGUUGAUUCUGUUGAUCAAACAGAUAACUGGAUUGUACCCUUACAGAGAAAAACCUGUUAAAUUCUAUAUGCAAAUGGUCUUAAGUGUACUGAGGGGCAGGCUGUAGCCUUUCUGUGCAUCUCAGCUUCUCUGGUUACCUGCAUUUUACAAGGUCCAUCCUUACCCCUCAAUGCACUGAUUGGUUGGUAAACAAUAUGAAACUAUGAAACUAUUUUCUCUGGAACAGGACAGCAAAUUUUCACCAUCUAGGUAUCGUUUUAAAGGGGUUGUCCUGUAUCUGAUUAAUUGCCAUUGUCAACUCUAACAGGCAUUGUUCCUGACUUAAUAGGGUUGAUCAUGCUGACAGGUCAUCUUUUAAAGACGAUCAGACAGAUUUUCGAAUACAAACUGCGUACUUUAUUACUUUUAAGCCUUGUAAGAAUAGUGUUUUUACUUUGAAAAAUCAUGUUGGCAUCUCUGUUAAGUGUUUAUUUAAUAUUAGCAUUUUAUGAGUCCAUUUAGAGAGCCUGGUCCAGUGUACACACAAGCUAAACGAACUAUCUAGGUCUUGCCUAACUGAGAAGCUGGUUUCAGUGUAGCUUCUACAGAGCUGUGUGUGUUCUCAGCAGCAGAAGGAACAUUGAGGCUAGGUGUGCUUUGUAGAUAACUGGACUCAUGGGCUCUCACUCUCUGGCUGUACUCAGAAAUGAUUUGUUUUAAUGUCAGAUGGGAAAACUUUCAGUAUGGAUUCUAUAGCCUUUCUGACAUGCAUUUUCAAAGUAAGUACACCAGCUCCAUGAGGGCUAAGAGACGUGUUUAGUAAGCUAUGCAGUUUGUAUUGUGAAAUCUGAUGGUAUAUUCUCUGGAAUUCAUGUAUUCAACUGUUCUAUUAAUUGCUGUAUAUAUUUGUGUAUGCAUUUGUAUGUUAACAGAUCUAGACACUGAAGCUCAUUCUUUGUAAUAGGUUUUUCUGAUGCUAUGCAUUAAUUCAUGUAGCCUCAUGUCUGGAUUAUCUCCUUACCAAGCUUAAAGAACAGUUUUCAGCAAAUAAACAUUUACUUUACCUGUAUGUAUGAAUAAAAUGUAGUUCAAUCA
Bufo gargarizans (Asiatic toad) is the source of this 4520-nucleotide messenger RNA. RefSeq names its product spindle apparatus coiled-coil protein 1 (gene SPDL1). Gene Ontology annotation, cellular component: spindle pole; outer kinetochore. The transcript is spliced from 14 exons. Gene Ontology annotation, biological process: mitotic spindle assembly checkpoint signaling; establishment of mitotic spindle orientation; protein localization to kinetochore. Gene Ontology annotation, molecular function: kinetochore binding. The coding region runs from base 561 to 2375 and encodes 604 amino acids. Lineage: Eukaryota; Metazoa; Chordata; Amphibia; Anura; Bufonidae. The record is from RefSeq and is a predicted model, not a curated record.